AUGAAUAUCAAGCUUACCAAAAUGAUAAUGCAGAGCAAUUCAGAAAUGCCUUUGCAAAUCUUAUUUUUACUUAAUCCUCAAUUAAUUAUUUAAUCUUUUUAAUUACUAUUGCUCUCGUUAAAUGAAUUUUGUGUUAGAUUUAAAAAAGCAACCGCCUUUAUAAAAUUUUCUAUCUUUACUUCUUAUUAAACACUGAGUUAGUAAGCCAUACCCACCAAUAAGAGCAAGAAGCAUGGCUUGCAAACCUAUUCUUUAUGCACUAGUAGUGCUUAUCCAGAAAGCUUUUCAAAAUGGGAUAAAAUGACUGCUAAAGGCCCUUGCGCUUUGAAAGAAUUCCUCAAGCUUGAAACGGAACAUUAGUUAA
This is a messenger RNA of Blepharisma stoltei, 364 nucleotides long. The record is from the annotation of a GenBank genome assembly. NCBI's taxonomy places the organism in Eukaryota, Ciliophora, Heterotrichea, Heterotrichida, Blepharismidae.